This is a messenger RNA of Sorghum bicolor (sorghum), 813 nucleotides long. RefSeq names its product basic proline-rich protein-like. NCBI's taxonomy places the organism in Eukaryota, Viridiplantae, Streptophyta, Magnoliopsida, Poales, Poaceae. The record is from RefSeq and is a predicted model, not a curated record. The coding region runs from base 1 to 813 and encodes 270 amino acids. The transcript is spliced from 4 exons.
AUGGAGGGAGUACUCUUUUUGACUGACAGGAGCAACACACUGCAUAGUGCGUUCACUAUACAGACUUCCAGGCCCAAAUCAAAACCUUCCUUUCUCGGACGCCGCCGCCGCCACCCCACCCGCGCACCCGCGCGCCCGCACGGCCGUCCGCCGCCGCCGCGCGCGCCUCCUGGCCGCGCGCACGCCCGCCCGCCGAGCGCGCCCCCGGCCGCGCGACCUCCCUUCUCUCUUGACCGCCGGCGCCGCCCCCGGCCGCGCGCGCCCCCGGCCGCCCGCCCGCCGCCCUCGGCCGCGCGCUCGCCCGCCCUCGCGCGCUCGCCCGCCCGCGCGCACGCUCGCCCGCCGCCGCGCUCGCCCCGGGCCGCGGGCACGCCCGACCUCGCCGCGCACUCGCCCGCCCCCGCGCGCGCCCCCGGCCGCGCGCCUGCCUGUGGCUUCGCCCGCCGCCGCGCGCUCCUCCCCCGCCCGCUCGCCCACUGCCGCGCUUCCCCGCCCACCGCCUAUCCGAGGACAGAGGAGAAGGAGGUGGGAGAAGGAGAAGUAGCCCCGUGUUGCGACGUGGUGUCUACCAUCGCAAGGUUUUUGGAACCUCCCGAUGUAGGGGAGGUGCUGUCGAAAUUUUCAAUUGACACCUAUUGCCUUUUUAUGCAGGAGAAGAGCACGUCGCAGGAGACCCGGAGGACGCCAUUUGUCUUCGUCCGCGUCGCGGUUCUGCCUGCACUGCGUCGCCUCACCACUGCGUCGACUCGCACUGCACCGGACGUGUAUCGGGAGAACGACGAGGAGGUGCUGCCGAAAUUUUGUCUCGGAUAG